Molecule: messenger RNA, 774 nt
Organism: Malania oleifera
Lineage: Eukaryota; Viridiplantae; Streptophyta; Magnoliopsida; Santalales; Ximeniaceae
Exons: 4
Coding region: 23-595 (190 amino acids)
Molecular function (GO): zinc ion binding
Source: RefSeq, a predicted model, not a curated record
CGGCUAAACGACGCCGUCUAGAAUGGUUCGUCUUAUAAUGGUUCAGUUUCCCAUUGAGGGUAGCGAUCAAUCGAACUAUCGAAGGGUGGAAGCAGGCAGCAGUGCAUCAAUGGCGAAGGAAGCUUCUUCCUCGUCUACUGGACCGGACCAUCAAUUUGUAUCAGAAGAAGAAGAGUUCGUGUAUGGGGCGGAGUCGGGUUGGGUCGAGGCUCGAACGCAGUGCGACCACCUGGGUUCCCUAUUCUCCGAUCUCUCUCAUAUCCCCACUCCCGCAACUCCUUGCAACAGGUGUGACAACCCUGCUGAGAACUGGUUAUGUUUAUGCUGCAAAGAUGUCUUCUGCAGUCGUUUUGUGAACAAGCAUAUGCUUGAGCACUAUCAGCAGCAAAACCAUUGUCUUGCACUUAGCUAUAGUGAUUUGUCAAUUUGGUGUUUCUCCUGUGAUGCUUAUUUAGACGCCCAAGUGCUUCUACAACUGCGGCCUGUUUAUGAAACUGCUUACAUACUGAAAUUUGGUGAGUCCCCGCCAUUCCGAAGUGUUGAAUAUCUUGGAGAGGAAGAUAAACAAGCUGAUACUUCAUCUUCACGCAGUUAAGCUUUCCGCUUUUUGUUGCCUUUUCCCCUAUUGGGCUGUCAGGGUUCUGUGGUUUAGGAAAAAGAUAGUGUUCUUUCCUGGAAAAGUGUUUUACCUUUCCCAUGAAAUUGAGUGGAUAGUCAAUACAAAUGUGAGAAAUGUACCAAAACAGAUAAAUUUAUAUUAGUUUUCAUUGUUCA